Messenger RNA from Knipowitschia caucasica, 1710 nucleotides. The record is from the annotation of a GenBank genome assembly. NCBI's taxonomy places the organism in Eukaryota, Metazoa, Chordata, Actinopteri, Gobiiformes, Gobiidae.
AUGAAAACACAGGGCUGCACUACCUGCUCCACUGCGGCUUCUCUCCUCACCACGACUUCACCAUCUCCCCUCAAUCUCCCCCUCCCAUGCUCCUCCUCAGCUGUGGACCCUGGUGGCAGAGUGGAGUACUGCACUCCUGACACCUCCUUCACUCACCUCACAGUCCACUCGGGCGCCGGCGAGGUCUAUGUCGGAGCGGUCAACCAAGUCCUGAAGCUGUCGUCCGAUCUGACACUGCUGAGGAGUCAUGAGACCGGCCCGGUGGAGGACAACGACCGGUGCUACCCCCCGCCCAGCGUCCAGACCUGUGCACACAGACUGUACCGACAUUGUUUACACACCACUUUGGGCAGGUCAGAUAAUGUGAAUAAGCUCCUCCUGGUGGACUACAGUGAGAACAGACUGUUGGCGUGUGGGACCAAAUGGCAGGGCGUGUGCCAGUUCCUGCGCCUGGAUGACCUGUUCAACCUCGGAGAACCACACCUGCAAAAAGAGCACUAUGUGUCCGGAGGCAGCGACCCCAACGGCAUGGCAGGUCUGAUAUUGGACAAGGACAACCGAGGCUCUAACCCUGACAGUCAGAAACCGGUCCAAGGCAACAGUCGUCUUUACAUCGGAGCCAGUGUUUCCAGGACACACCAGUAUUACCCCUCGCUGUCCCAUCGCAAGCUACUGCCGGAUGUGGACAGUAAUGACAUGUUGUCUCUGGUUUAUCAGGAUGAAUUUGUCUCUUCUCAAAUUAAAAUUCCUGAAGACACUCUCAAAGUGUAUCCAGACUUCAACAUCCACUACGUCUACACUUUCUCCAGUGGCUUCUACGUUUACUUUGUCACGCUACAACUGGACACCGAGCUCACGCCCAAAAGUUCCAGCUCGAGUUCGUGUCAUUGUUCCAAAUCAGAGGCAGACCCAGGAAGGGAGACUUUCUAUACCACCAAGAUCGUCCGGAUGUGCAGCGAUGACCCAAAGUUUUUUUCCUAUGUGGAGUUUCCUCUCGGGUGCACCAAAGACGGGGUGGACUACAGAGUGGUGCAGGCUGCGUUCAAACAGAAGCCUGGGAAGAAGCUGGCUCUGCAGCUCGGCCUGGGGGAGGACGAGGAUGUCCUGUUGGUCCUCUUUUCACAGGGUCAGCAGAACCGUUCAAACACAGACACAGUUCUGUGCCUCUUCACGCUCCGGGACAUAAACCAGGCCAUAACUGAGAAGAUCCGCUCAUGUUAUCGAGGGAUGGGGAGGCUGUCUGUGCCCUGGCUGCUCGGCAAGGAGCUCUCAUGCAUAACAGCGCCUGUAGAGAUUGGAGAACACUUCUGUGGCAUGGACUUUAACCAGCCUCUGGGAGGGGACCGAGUGAUCCAGGGACACCCCCUACACCAGGACCGCACCCAGGGCAUGGGGGCAGUGGCUGGGUGCACCUACGGGGAGGACACCCUAAUCUUUGUGGGGACAAGGACUGGACAUUUAAAGAAGCUCCGAGUAGACAGCGCUUCAAACUCCCAGGAUGCUUUGCUGUACGAGACGCUGAAUGUGACAGAGAGAGAGCCUAUUCUCAGAGACAUGGGGUUGAGUCCAGACUGUCGCUUCAUCUACGUGCUCAGCCAGAACCAGGUGACCCGUUUACCAGUGGAGUCAUGUGACCGGUAUAGCUCCUGCUCAGAGUGUGUGGGCUCUAGAGAUCCGCAUUGUAGCUGGUGUCUACUCUCCAACAAAUGA